GCAACAGACGUUGAAAGCCCAAAACUGACUUCAUCGGCUGCGUUGCGUGUUUUUCUUAACCUCCAUUCUAUCCACCACAGGCGUUCAGUGGACCCAACGCGGGAAAUGGAGGGUAUGCUAGACCACAGACAUUAGGUGACACAAAGUCAAUCGAUGUGAAGGAAAAGCAAGAAAUGGGAUGGUCCUCAGUGCAUGGUAUUGGAGAAAACCUCAUUAACCUCGGAUUAUUCCUAUGCAUGGUCGUUGCAAUAACCUUUUUUGUUUGUAUCUUUUUGAUGUUUAUCGCGACCGCGCUACGUCACAGUCGUGUUUCAGUUUCUGAACUAACAACUAGUGGACAACCCACAGUGGGAUCAACUGAGCGAAGACCACCAGCGUACGGACGUACAAAGCUUAUGCGUCAGCUCAAAUAUAUGCAAACACAAAUCCAGUCAAGCGUCGAAUAUGGCCGGACAAAACUUGAUGAGAAUCAGUAUGCAACUCUACCACUUGGAGUUACAGUGAACUCAGACUCCGUGCUUUUCACAGUAAACUCGGUGUGAACACUCACCGUGAUAUAUGAGAAUUACUUACUAUUGUAUUUAUACAUACCAGUAACGGGAUACCUAUUCUUUAUUCGUAGGCUACAAUGAAGAUGGC
Dicrocoelium dendriticum is the source of this 639-nucleotide messenger RNA. Lineage: Eukaryota; Metazoa; Platyhelminthes; Trematoda; Plagiorchiida; Dicrocoeliidae. The record is from the annotation of a GenBank genome assembly.